UGACAACCCAAAUAAAAUCAAUCAUGGACCUCUCAUAUAAUGUCGUUGCUGCCAACUGUGCCGAGCAGAUGGCCAAGUACCAAGAAUGUGUAUUGAACAAUCAGGCUGGUGACUGGAACUCAAUAUGUCGUCCCCAGGGUCAAGCUCUUGCCGCUUGCGCCGAUAAUGCGUACGAUCCUUGUAUUGAAACCGGUCUAGCUCGCAUCGCUGACAACCUCCCCUCCAGCGUCCCCCACCUGGCCGAACUGAAAGCGUCUUGCUCCGAACAGAUCAUGGCAUACCGACAGUGUCUUGACCGCCACGGUGCCCAAUCGGACGAGGUCAUUGGCGAAAAGUGUGGUGGGCUGAUGAAGAGUCUUUGGGAGUGUACGGAGAAGACUGUGGCGGGGAUCGAGGCGAGGGAAGGUGGACCAAAGCUGGUGUAGAGAAGACGACAAGGGAGAGGGGGUGAGGAGAAGUCAACGGGAAGGAGAGCAUAGUAUAAUCACAGCAUCGCAGUCAUGUAGCCCAUCAUCCAGAGCCUUGUUGCAGAUUAUUAGAUCG
Messenger RNA from Cryptococcus amylolentus CBS 6039, 543 nucleotides. RefSeq lists its product as hypothetical. Bases 24 to 425 code for a protein of 133 amino acids. NCBI's taxonomy places the organism in Eukaryota, Fungi, Basidiomycota, Tremellomycetes, Tremellales, Cryptococcaceae. The transcript is spliced from 3 exons. The record is from RefSeq and is a predicted model, not a curated record.